AUGAGCGCGAAGAAGGUCGGGCAGGCGGUGCAGGCGGACUGGGACAACCGCGAGUUCGUGGAGUCGCUGCGACUCAACAUCCAUCGCAUCUACACCUUCGUCAACGACUUCGCGCAUAUCCAUCCGAUCAAAGGCGAGUGUCAAGGGCUGGCCGGCAACCUCGUGGGCGACAUGGAGCGACAGCUGGCAGAUAUGAAGAGUGCCGGCAUUCCAGGAGGAUGGAGGCUCAUCUGCUCUGUGCUGGUGUUUAGACCCCUUUACCACUGCAUCUUCUUCCCCCUUCCCUUGCCUUCCUCCCCCUGUCACUGCCCUUCUCCCCUGUGCCUCCUGGCCUGCUCUACUUGGGAUCCCGCCUGUGCCAGAGGCGAGUGCCAAGGGCCGGCUAGCAGCUCUGAACAGCAAACUGACUUCACUGGAGCGACAGCUGACUUACCUGGAAUCUCAGGUGCUCUCUGCUGA
This is a messenger RNA of Closterium sp. NIES-65, 459 nucleotides long. The record is from the annotation of a GenBank genome assembly. Lineage: Eukaryota; Viridiplantae; Streptophyta; Zygnematophyceae; Desmidiales; Closteriaceae.